This is a messenger RNA of Iphiclides podalirius (scarce swallowtail), 396 nucleotides long. NCBI's taxonomy places the organism in Eukaryota, Metazoa, Arthropoda, Insecta, Lepidoptera, Papilionidae. The record is from the annotation of a GenBank genome assembly.
AUGAAAGAAAAAAGUAUGCCGGUCUCCUGUAAAGACGCUCCUGAAGGAAUGACGUGCCGCUGCUGGUUGUGUUCCGCUCGAGUGCCGUUACUUGUCCGUGCCGCGGCACAAUCCAACGCCAUAAGUACAGUAGAUUGCGCGUGUAGUCGUUCGUACGGAGAAUUCGCUGACGACUGUACGCCGGUCGCGACGGUACUUUCAGCGGCAAAAACCGUGGAGGCGCGGCGGGCGUCCGAGCACGCAUCUAGCGCGUGUAUAUCCCCCCCCCCCCCUUCCUCCGACCCGCAACCCUCGCCGCUCCUCUCCGUCACUCCCCCCCUCCUCUAUAUUUACCGAGGAGGACGGCGGCGGGCGUUUCGCAGUCGCUUCAGGGCCUCGCCUCGCCUCGUCCGCCCG